AAAAAGGACAGAGAGAGAGAGAGAGAGAGAGAGAAUGAGAGAGAAAGAAGCACAAUCGAGACUUCAUAAAGACAAAUACUAAAUCAGCAUUGGAAGCGAAAAGAACAGGCAGAAUAAAAGGAGCAAUAACAACAAAGGAAGCAAUAACACCCAAACAGAUAAAGAAAGCCGAAGAAAGAAAAACGAUGAGAUGUGAAAUGAGGAAAAUUCACGCGCUGUUGAAUUUAUCCUUCGUCCAGCUUCUGGCAACAGUGAUGGUGGUCGGAGUUACCAUGAAGGUCUUCCAGGUUGCCGACGACGCCCCCGCCUUCAAGUUCCGCCUUCGGGGUCCUCUGGCAGGAGACGACCCCCGCGUCCUGUCGUACCUGAAGGAGCACCACCUCGUGCCGCCCUCGACGCUGCCUUACAACCUGUCCACGGAGCUGGAGUACGGCUCGCAGAAGCACCUUCUGAGCUGGCCGUGGAUCCGCGAGCGCCUGGGCCCUUUCGCCGGCGAGCCCCCGGGGUUCUUCGUGGAGGCGGGGGCCCUCGACGGCGAGUUCCUCUCCAACUCCCUGUGGCUCGAGAAGGACCUCGGCUGGUCGGGCCUGCUGGUGGAGGCGGAGGACGCCAACUACGCGGCGCUCGCCCUCAAGAGGAGGAAAGCCUGGACGUCCAACACCUGCCUCUCCACGGAGCCCUUCCCCAAGCAGACGGUCUUCGUCGGAAAGCAGCCGCACUCCAGCAAGUCCCCAAACUGGUGGAUGGUGAAGGGCGUUAGCCACGAGAUGGGCGUGCACCUUGCGGUCGCUUCCGGGGUCGUCGAAACGUCGCAGUCAUCUUACAAGAUGGUCCAGUGCUUCCCUCUGGCUUCCUACCUCCUGGCUCUCGGUGUGACCUCGCCUGACCUCCUCUCACUCGACGUCCAGGGCGCGGAGGUCGGGGUCAUCACGUCGCUGGACAAGUUUAACGUGUCCUUCAGAGUGGUCGUAGCGGAGUACGAGAAAGUCGAAUUCAACUACGACUUCGUGAAGCUGAUGAACGACCGCGGGUACAUCCUGACCGACGCCGCGGACGACUACAUUUUCGUCAAGAGAAACGACCCCCUUUUGCGAAAACUGCGAAGGCCGCCGCUGCAGACGAGGGUCGACGCGGGAGAAAAAAUUGUCCUUGAGCAUUUUUCGAUUUAAGUUUUAUCGCCGUUUUCUUUACUUGAAAGCGGGAGAGGUAUUUAGUGCUUUGAUGAUCGUUAUUGUUAUCUUGUUUAUAUUGGUUCUUGUUGAUAGGGUUAUUUAUUUAUUAUUUUUUAAAAUUGUUAUUAUAAUGUUUUUAUUUUUAUUUUAUAUUAUUAUUAUUAUUUUACCAUCACUUGUGUGACUGACUAUGCAGAUAUAAAUGAAUUGUUACCAUUUUAUUAUUUCUUUAUUCAUCAUUUCUAUUAUUAUUUUUUAUCAUAGUGAUUUAUUUGCGUUAACUAAUCUGUCUCCUGGGCGUAGAGAUUUUGCAGUAACGGAGUUGUUGCAAAAGAAACAAUAAGAUAUCUGCAGACAUGAAUCAUUAUAGGAAGCGUAAAACGAUUAUAUAAAAAGAUAAUUAUAUAAAAUCUUUAUUCUUUAUCUAUGCUUUAUUUAUUUCUUUAAAGAUUAUAUAAAAUAUUAGAAUGAUUAUAAAAAACUUUGAUUACAUUUUCAGUGAAUCAUUGAAUCAUCGCCAGGUAUUUAGAUGUCACAAUGAUAAUAGUGAUA
Messenger RNA from Penaeus monodon (black tiger shrimp), 1724 nucleotides. RefSeq lists its product as uncharacterized. NCBI's taxonomy places the organism in Eukaryota, Metazoa, Arthropoda, Malacostraca, Decapoda, Penaeidae. The record is from RefSeq and is a predicted model, not a curated record.